Molecule: messenger RNA, 771 nt
Organism: Trypanosoma grayi
Lineage: Eukaryota; Euglenozoa; Kinetoplastea; Trypanosomatida; Trypanosomatidae
Product: putative nuclear lim interactor-interacting factor
Exons: 1
Coding region: 1-771 (256 amino acids)
Molecular function (GO): phosphoprotein phosphatase activity
Source: RefSeq, a predicted model, not a curated record
AUGCGUCUGCAACGGGUGCGAGGCGCGAGCUUCAAGGAAGAGUACGCAUGCGCUGCGCUGCGUCGGACACGACGGGAAACGCCUCCACAGGGUAUGGCAACGACGCACGCACUCAUCGCGCCCAAGGAGAGCAAAUUGGCUGAUCGCAUAACGGUCGUUCUGGACCUUGACGAAACACUUGUGUAUGCACGAGAAGGGCCGCUUUACGUGCGUCCCGGUACAGAAGAGCUCCUUCAAUUCCUGGAAAAAAACUGUGAAACGGUGGUUUGGACGGCAGGGAUAAAGCAAUACGCCGAGGCCGUAGUCCGUCAGAUUGACACGAACCGCACUGUGCACCAUACAAUAUACCGCGACAGUAAAUGGUUUAGUGGGAGUUCGUGUCGAAAAGACUUGAGCCUUCUGGGCCGAGAUACACAAACAACAAUUCUGUUCGAGAACACACCCGAUUGCAUCCGUGGAUUCGAGCAGAACGGCGUCCUCGUGGCAGACUAUGAGGGCGGUGAGCUGGAGGACCAUACACUGCACACCAUCCUUGGCCUCUUAAAGGACCUUGUGCAGCGCAGGAACGAGGAGCACAUUACUGUGCCAGAGUACAUCCGCAGCUCGAGUCACCUCAACCUGCGGGAGGUGCCGACAGACAACGGCGACGUGAUGUCGUGCUACUGCCUGCAGCCGCAUUGGCCGGAGAUGGAGGCGGGAAAGCGUGCGUCGCCCCGCUGCAGCGGCGUCAUUCACUGCCAGCGCGACCGCUGCGAUAUUGCAGUUCACUGA